GAGUUUCUUCUACAUUUUUUCAAGAUCCAGGUCCUAGUUCUUGCUCAGAUUAAAAAAAAAAAUUCACUCCAACGUUGUCCUCUAAUCUUCUUUGAAAUGAAGUUGAAAAUCUGAAACAUUCAUUGGAUCCACAUGUGAUGCUCUGUUUUUGGUGAUCUUUUUUUUUUUUUUUUUUUUUUUUUUUUUUUUUUAAUUUAAAGAUUUGGAAUGGAGAUCUUCAUCUGCUCCUAGGAAGUUUCCUGGAAGGUUUUUGGAUCUAUUUGAAUCGAUCUAGCUGGGGUUCUCGUUUUGGAAAUUGAACUGAAAGUUCGUUUUUUUCUUUUAAUGGAAAGUAUGACAAGCAAGAGAGGAGAGAAGAGAAGUUAUGAGCGGAGUGUUGAGGAUGAAGAUGAUAUUGCCUCGUCCAAGAAACCAAAUGUGCCAGCUCUUGCAAGUGUUAUUGUGGAAGCUUUAAAGGUGGAUAGUCUGCAAAGACUUUGCUCGGCUUUUGAGCCUCUCUUUCGUCGUAUUGUUAGUGAGGAAGUGGAGCGUGCUUUAUCAAAACUAGGUCAUGCUAAGCUAGUCGGAAGGCCUUCUCCGCAGACUAUUCAAGGCCCCGAAGGAAGGAAACUGCAACUUCAUUUCAAGUCAAGGUUGCCACCUCACCUAUUCACAGGUGGAAAGUUUGAAGGAGAGCAUGGUACAGCAAUCCAUGCUGUCUUAUUAGAUGCGAACACAGGCUCUGUUGUGCAGGUAGGACCAGAAUCAGCUGCCAAAUUAGAUGUUGUUGUGCUUGAAGGUGAUUUCAAUGAUGAAGCUGAUGAUGAUUGGACUAAAGAACACUUUGAGAGUCAUGAAGUGAAGGAACGGGAGGGAAAGAGACCACUUCUGACUGGGGAUUUACAGAUAACUCUCAGAGAGGGAGUUGGAACCCUUGGGGAACUCACUUUCACAGACAAUUCUAGUUGGAUAAGGAGUAGAAAAUUUCGGCUUGGCAUAAAGGUUGCUCCUGGCUACUGUGAUGGAAUUCGUGUCCGUGAGGCUAAAACGGAGGCAUUUGCUGUGAAAGAUCAUAGGGGAGAACUGUACAAGAAACAUUAUCCACCUGCUCUACACGAUGAAGUCUGGAGAUUGGAUAGAAUAGCGAAGGAUGGAGCACUGCACAAAAAAUUGACAAUGGCUGGAGUAUAUACAGUUGAGGAUUUCCUCCGACUUCUCGUUAGGGAUCCACAGAAAUUAAGGACUAUCCUUGGCAGUGGAAUGUCCAAUAGGAUGUGGGAGAAUACAGUGGAGCAUGCCAAGACAUGUGGUUUGGGUGGAAAGCUCUACGUUUACUAUGCUGAUGAAACCCAUAGCUCUGGUGCUGUCUUCAACCAUAUUUAUGAGCUUAGAGGUGUUAUUGCAGAUGGGCAGUUUCUAUCUGUCGAAUCACUCUCACAGAGUCAAAAGGUCUCAGUUGAUUUGCUGGUGAAGAGAGCAUAUGAUAAUUGGAUACACACUGUAGAAUAUGAUGGCAAAGUCUUACUGAACUCCCUAAACAGAGUACCAGAACUACCGGCUGUACCUGGAGUGGAUGACAAUCCUGUCACAGAUCAUUACUACCUGCCUCCAACAUGUACGCAGAACUAUUUCUCAACUGACCAAGGGACAAAUUUCCAUACUAAGAACAAUCUAACCACAGUCAACCAGCAAAUUGAAUUCCCAUUCACAAGAUUGGAUCCGGCAGUAGGGCUGGCACUGACAACACCACAGGUGUCAUUUUCGGGCGGCAUUGACUACCAAUCUGGUGGAACUUCAGCAGUUGUAGGUUCAUACAUGUCUGGUGAUUGGAAUCGUUCACGUGAGGCACAUGGUCUAGAAGAUAUGUUCUCUGAGGAAAUUCGGUUAAGGAGCUCAGAAAUGUUGGCGAAUCAGGAUAUGCAGCGGUUGCUGAAGACUUUUAAUAUGGGAGGUGGGAAUGGGUUAGGGACUACUUUUGGUCUUUCAGAUGAGGCUUGUUAUUCCUACAAACCUAUGUAUGAGCCUCAGACAGAUUGCAAGUUUAGCCGUAAUUCUGGGAAGGCUGUUGUAGGCUGGCUUAAGCUGAAAGCUGCUCUGAGGUGGGGCAUAUUUAUAAGGAAAAGAGCAGCAGAGAAGAGAGCUCAGCUUGUUGAACUAGAAUGAGUGGAACACUUGGGCGCAGUAAAAUUGCAGGUUCGACCUACAGAACUUUGGAACUUCAUUUACCCAACCCUAACAUCAUAAAAGAUCUUGUUUAUGAAUUCAAGGAAUCAAGGACCUACCUUCUUCUUAUAUUUAUGGAAUUUGAAGGUGAUCUUGCCCUUGCCCUUGUCUUUAUUUUCCUUCUGAUUUUCAUCAUGCUUGUUCAUUUGUUUAUGUAUCUUUUAAAGGUGUAUUGCUUUUGAAGCAUCAGAUGGAUACUGGAUCAAGCUUUUGUAAAUUACAUGGCACAUUUAGUUAUAUAUUGAUGUGAAAAUUGCUUUCAAA
Macadamia integrifolia is the source of this 2466-nucleotide messenger RNA. Its product is annotated as calmodulin-binding protein 60 E-like. Gene Ontology annotation, molecular function: sequence-specific DNA binding; DNA-binding transcription factor activity; calmodulin binding. Bases 325 to 2142 code for a protein of 605 amino acids. Lineage: Eukaryota; Viridiplantae; Streptophyta; Magnoliopsida; Proteales; Proteaceae. Gene Ontology annotation, biological process: regulation of salicylic acid biosynthetic process. The transcript has 7 exons. The record is from RefSeq and is a predicted model, not a curated record. Gene Ontology annotation, cellular component: nucleus.